UUAAUUUAUAUUUGAUGAGAAGAUUAGAUACAGACAAAUAAUAGAGUAACUGAGCAUACAAACGGAAAAACAACCUUAAAGAAAGAGAAAAUCACAAGCAAUACCUCAUACCUAAAAACUUUUGAGAAAGUCACGACAAAACUUGUUGUCAUCACUCCGCCAUAGCUCUUCAUUUGUUUUGAGGGAAUGACAUUCGGCUAUCAUUAUUGAUUUUAAAUAAAAUUACAUCAUCCACCAACAAAGACAAUUAAAAGCUUGGGGAAUAAUCGUUUCAGAGACAAGAGAAUCUAGAUUGAAAUCAAUUCUUGGCAAUCUCAUGAGCUACUGCAUUGGCUUUCCGUACAAAACUCCGUUGACACUUUGCUAAAAGUGAGAGAUAAGAACUUCUACUAUCAAGAAAAAUAGCCAAGUCGAUUGUGGCAGAAAAUCCAUCGCCGAGCAUUGUCUCAACGACCUGCAAGUUGUGUGAUUGAAUUAAGUUAUAUUAAAUUCCAACCAUUGAGCAAAGAACAAACCCUCUCGAAGUGCGUACGCUUCGGCCAUCAUCGAAUCCACCACAAAAAGAAUGUGCCGACAAAGCUGCCGCAACGAAUUUGGCACGGAAAUCUCUUGGGACAGCACCUGCACUUCCUAUUCCUUCGUCAUCACUGAACGCCGCAUCGACAUUCUUCUUCAGCAGGCCCAUGGCGGCAUGGCUUCGACAUUGCUGCUUUGCAUUGGCGUGUGAAGCCUCUAACCUCCGUUUUAAAAAGAGAUUCUAUAUAUUCGAGAGAGAAAAGAGAUCUCAAGAGAAAAGCGAGUAGGUAGGGAAGGUUGGUGAGGAGGCCGCGGGACUCCGACAGUUGGAGUUGGAGUCACCGGGCAUGGUUUAAACACGAAGAAAACACAGCUGGAGGCGCGCGGCUGGUUCGCGUCGCGUUGCUUUGCUGCAGUUGCGGGAGAAGGAACCCAGCCAGGAAGGGGAGGGGAGAGAGAGAGAGGGGGGGAAGCAGCGUCGCAGCCGCGCGCCCCGUCCCUCGAGCCGCGCCAUGCUGCCGCGCUCCCACUCCCACAACGCGCGGCGGCGCUCGGGCCUCGGCCCGCAGCUCUGCGCCGUCGCCGCCGCGCUCCUCCUGCUCCUCUCCCUCGCCGUCCUCCACUCCCGCCUCUCCUCCUCCUCCUCCUCGCCCUUCCCGCUCUCCGCCUCCUCCCGCUCCUCCGCCUCCGCCGCCGCCGCCGCCGCCAAUUCCACCGCCCUCCUCGCCGACGAGGACGACGCCGCCGCCGCCGCCGUGGCCGCCGCGCUCGACUCCGACCUCGCCCUCGCCGCCGCAACCACCGCCGCCGCCACCGACGGCGGCGCGGCUACCAACCCCGACGACGACCGCAUCGACGAGCUCGACGUGCUCGACGAGGACGAUCCCUCCGCCGUCGCAGACCCUGCCGACGAAGCCUCCGCCUCCGCCACCGCCGCGUCUCUCCUCUGGGACCACGCUGCCGGCGUCGCCCGCCUGCCCUUCCGCCUCCCCGCCGCUGGCGACCCCCUGCCCAAGGGGCUGCCCCACUUGGACGCCCCACGUCGGAUCGCGGCCGCCGCCUUUGGAUCCGACGACGAGCCUGUGGAUCUGGACCUGCGGAUGGAGAUCUCGUCCAUCGGCGGUGUUGAGGACGCGCUACUCCUCAAGCCCGCUUCCGGCCGUAGCGAGACGCGGCUCCGCUCCGGUUGGGCGCGGUGGCUGGAGGGGAAGGCAGACUACCUCCGGCGCGAUCGGAUGCUGCGGUCCAAUUUGGAGUUACUCAAUCCUCGCAACCACCCUCUGCUCCAAGACCCGGACAGUCCCGGCCUCACUUCACUCACCCGCGGUGACCGCAUGGUGCAGCGGAUGCUCCUGGCAGAGAUUGAGAAAGACACGUCCAAGAAUUCUCGGCGGCGGAUCCUCCAGUCGUCUGACAAUGACCAUGGGACGGGAGCCGCUGUGAAGGAGGAGCCGGAAGAGGAUAGGAGGUGGGGAUACUUUCCAGGGAUCGAUCCACAUUUGGGGUUCUCAGAGUUCAUGGAGAGGUUCUUUGAGUAUGGGAAGUGCUCCAUGAGGGUGUUCAUGGUGUGGAACAGCCCUCAGUGGGCAUACGGUGUUCGGCACCAGCGUGGCCUGGAGAGCCUGCUCUUGCAUCACCCUGACGCUUGCGUGGUCAUGCUGUCGGAGACGCUGGAGCUGGAGGAGUCCUUCCAGGAGUUUGUGAAGGAAGGAUACAAAGUUGCAGUUGCAGUGCCAAAUCUUGAUGAACUUUUGGAGGGCACUCCAGCCCACAUUUUUGCAUCAGUGUGGUAUGAAUGGCGGAAAACGAUACAUUACCCCUUGCAUUACAGUGAGCUAGUACGCCUUUCUGCUCUUUACAGAUAUGGUGGAAUAUACCUUGACUCUGAUGUUAUUGUACUCAAACCUUUGAAAUCUCUCCAGAAUUGUAUUGGCACUGUUAAACAAGUUUCUAGAGAUUCCAGCUUCAGUGGUGCUGUAUUAGUACUUGAAAAACAGAGCCCAUUCUUGGUGGAGUGCCUGAAUGAAUUUUAUUCAACAUAUGAUGAUACUCUCCUGCAGUGGAACGGCGCUGAACUUAUGACGAGAGUAAUAAGAAAUCAUUCUGACAGUGAUCAAGACCGGGGACAUCUUGCGAUAAAGUUGGAACCCUCGGUUAUAUUUUACCCUAUAAAUUCUACAGAUAUCACGAGGUACUUCUCAGUACCAGACAACGAGGUUGAAAGGGCACAACACGAUGCUUUGUUUUCCAGGAUUGUGAAUGACUCCACCACUUUCCACCUCUGGAACAGCAUUACAUCUUCGCUGGUUCCUGAAUCCAACAGUCUUGUUGAGAGAAUCCUCAAUCGAUACUGUCUCCAUUGCCUUGAUGUUCUAUAGUUGGUAGCAAACUUGAACUCCUGAAGUUUCCACGAUGAGCUUCAUUUUGGUUUAGGAUACGUAUACAGAAGAAAUUCACAAAUUUAUGUAGUGGGUGCAAAAUAUGGCCUGUAGAUUGAAAUUUGUUGAAAUAUUGUAACGGGGGGAAAUAUGGUGGCAUUGUAGAUAGUAUAUUCUUUUCAACAGGCUUUCGGUGAGUGGUGGUACAAGCAAGUGAACCUGUUUGACUGACUGUUUUGUUUUUGUCACUGCUGCUAGCAAAUGUGCUUACCACAGAUAUUGAAUGCAAUAACUUAGCAUUUGAAAUUGAGAGGUUUGGGUAAAUAAAUAGUUAUAUUGUACCUU
This is a messenger RNA of Brachypodium distachyon (stiff brome), 3239 nucleotides long. RefSeq lists its product as uncharacterized. The record is from RefSeq and is a predicted model, not a curated record. Lineage: Eukaryota; Viridiplantae; Streptophyta; Magnoliopsida; Poales; Poaceae. The coding region runs from base 1029 to 2894 and encodes 621 amino acids. The transcript is spliced from 5 exons.